This is a messenger RNA of Lindgomyces ingoldianus, 2466 nucleotides long. RefSeq lists its product as uncharacterized. Bases 1 to 2466 code for a protein of 821 amino acids. The record is from RefSeq and is a predicted model, not a curated record. NCBI's taxonomy places the organism in Eukaryota, Fungi, Ascomycota, Dothideomycetes, Pleosporales, Lindgomycetaceae. The transcript has 25 exons.
AUGCAUUUGCUAUUCAAAAUACUACAUCGCGACUCCUUCCACUCAAUUGCGCUAAAGCGUAUUCGUUCCUCUUCCUCAAUUCCUUAUCCCCAAAUUCUGGCUAAUAGCAACCAAGAGCAUCGGACUAAAUCGAACCAAAACUUCCCCAUACCCCGCAGCCUGAAGCUACCCACAUCACCUCGGCUGGAGACAGGGUGUUUACUGUUUCAACUAGCUCAGCCAGUGCCACCCUAUGAUAAGGACGGACUCCAUUUUGGACUUGAGUUGGACUCAGCUUGUUCUUUGUUCGAUUCUUUUGCAUGCUGGGAUUCUAAUACGUCCCAUUAUGAUGCCUAUCAAAUCUCAACACACAUGAGCGUAAUAUUCUCAACUAGCUCUUUCUUAAAGGCUCACCACGUUCAGGAAAUCAACUAUCUGCAGAAGCUCGGCGUGAAAGCUAGAGACUCGCUGUUGGUUUUCACGCCGAACCACAUCUUAGAUCUGUUACAUAUCUGGGGCGGUAUGUAUAGGUGCUGCGUUUUCAGGAGCAAUCCCUGCCUUCGAAGUAACCGAGGUUUCCCUCAUCUGCUCACCUCUCCUCAGCACGGGUCUCAAAGCGGCAUCACAAGCGUGUAUUCCAAAGUUUUGAAUACUCCUCCUUCAGAUGUCCAAAACCUGUCAACUACCGGGCUUCAAGUCUGGCGAAUCUUUGUAGGCACGGAACCUGAAUCACUGAAUCCCGCACACAUUUCGGAACUACCAAUUUCUCCUUUGGAGCAACAGGUCUUCCCAAAGUGUUACGGUUACCCAUUCGGACUUGAUAUGGAACAGGGAGCAAAUCAUUCCGAUACAAUUUCUCGGAACGCUGACUUGGGUUCCUACCUCUGUACCAUGCAUCUGACAAACAUAUGCCGUUCCAGAUUGGGAAAGCCUUCCACCGCGAAGAAUAUCACCAACAAAUUUAAAACCAUAAGGUCUAUAGAGCCUUUCACUCCCUAUUUGAGGGGGAAUUUUUCAGAUACUGUUGUGAAGAUAAGAUACCCUCCAAAUCACUCCCCUAAUAGUGGUAAAGCUAAGCAAAAGCCCUCGAAAUCUCCAAAUACAACCUCUUUUCUGUCCGCGAAAUGCUCUGCGGUUGGGCGCCCCUCGGCGGAGUCUUCAAAGGCUGGGGGCUCAGCGAAACAAUAUGCACAGUUACUGGUGUUCGUACGGACAUGUAACCUCCCAAGGGAAGAGAUGUUGCUACCUGAAAUCCCAGAGCUUAUGAGCGGGAAAUGCAAAAGGAAGCAAAGCACAGUUGUGAGUAGGUUCGCGAUUUCUUCAAAUACCUGGGACUACUCUAGGGUAGUUUUAACAGACAGGCUCUACCCUAGAGCUCAUCUUCGGUUGCAUACCUCGACGAAGCAUGCUUCCUCUUACCUAUCUUUCCACUCGCAUAACAUCCCAUCGCCACUCCAACUGCUAUCAGCCUCUCCCUUCUCUAAGCCUCGCUACUCCUUCAUCUGGUCUCGCUUCAAGAGGCAGAAGCGUAUCGAACGUUCCAAAUCUUUCUCCGACGUUGAUCCGGAGGUCUUUCGCUUAGCUCACGCUCUUCUCCUUUUCUCCAGCUUCCUUUGCCAAUUCUGGCUUAGAUCAAGUGUAGUAUCUGUUCUAGUUCGAGUGAUAUCGAGCUCGUGUUUACGGACACAGUUUCAUAUUACUUCAUUUUUGAACCUCGUCUUCCUCUCCCUGAGCUUGCUCAUAGUUGCAGACACAGUGACGCUGGCCCUUGCACUGCCGCUAGCUGUCGCGAACCUCCUAAGUCCUUAUUGGGUUGAAGUAAAGGCGCAUGAGUGUGGAUGGUUUCAGGGUGCCUGCCGUGUUGCCACCAAAAAGGUCAAGCGUGAGGAGGCUGAGCGGGGCCAGCCUGGUGUCACACUUUAUUCCCUUACGUACCCUGGUCGCAUUUCGCUCUUGCUAUUGGUUAGUGAGAAACCCCCUGUGCGAAUAGCGAAAGGCUACAAAUACUACCUAAAGCCAAAUGCGAGCCGGAAAUGGGCCCCUCCGAUUUCUGCUGCGUUUCAUAUUCUCCUCCCUACGACAAGCACAGUGGGGAUGAAUAGACGGGGAACGCAGGGCAAACUCUACACGAUCAAGACGCAAGCAGCCUGUAAGAAGGAAGGCAUUGCUUAUGCUCCGCUUCCAAAGGGCGUCGCCGGACACGUAGUUGUAUUUGCGACAAUAGCUUCAAACCCCUGCGGCGAUGCGCGGUAUUAUCCAAUUGCUCCUACCGCAAGGAGUCCGUAUUCUUUCCAGCUUCACCUACGCCACUACAAUAAUCAAUUCAUCGGUCCUCCUUCGGCCCUUCCUCUAUAUUCAUAUCUCAGGGUGGAAGAGCACGUUACCCCAUUAGAGAUGCUAGUGGGGGUUAAAGGAGACUUCGGUGAGCAUCUCAUGUUAAAGAACGAGUCGGUAGACAAACUUGUGUCAGCCCUGCGUACAAAAUAA